Messenger RNA from Penicillium nucicola, 1275 nucleotides. RefSeq names its product basic helix-loop-helix domain-containing protein. The coding region runs from base 1 to 1275 and encodes 424 amino acids. The record is from RefSeq and is a predicted model, not a curated record. NCBI's taxonomy places the organism in Eukaryota, Fungi, Ascomycota, Eurotiomycetes, Eurotiales, Aspergillaceae. Gene Ontology annotation, molecular function: protein dimerization activity. The transcript has 3 exons.
AUGUCGGAAUACGAUCGGCAUGCCGUGUCGGCUUCGGUCGACAAUGAGUUCGCCGACAUGCUGCAAUUCUAUACGCAAAUGCCCGACUGCAAUCUGUCCAUCGCAGAUAUCUUCCAGGGUCAACUUGAUGUGGACUCGGCCUCCUCCACUCCAACGGGGCUGCCCUCCACCCCUGUAUUCUGGGGCAAUGAUCCAUCGCAGAACCCACUGUCGAAGCCCUCGCUGAAUGGCAUGGAACCUGAGCUCAUGGAUUUCCAAUGGAAUGAAACCGACGGGUGUCCUGAACUAUGGAAUUCGAUAGGCACUGACUUUUCAUUUAAGCCAGCAGACAUGCAAACUCGUCGAGACAGCUGGUAUCUACCAAACGAGAAUUUUAAAGACUCUCAACCUUCUCCCAUGGCGCCCGUGCACACUUUCCACUCUGCUCAGACGCCCAGUACUGCAUCUUCACCUGUUAGCCAUGACUCUGUAGACCACAUCUGCCACAGCAACACCCAGAGAAUAGCGGUCUCUCCCCAUCCCACAGCGCCCUACGCUCACAGCUCCCUGGCGACAGCGACAGACUUGGGACCAGCAUUGGCACCAACACCAAGCACAUCCAUCUCCACCGGAAACCCGCAGUUCGACUUGGCGCCCAGUCCCCGCCAAUCCACCCGCGCAUCCCCAAGUCCAGCACCACCGGUGCCCAAAGGAGCAAUUGCUCGCAAGAAUUCCACAACGGCGUGGAAACGACGCAAUUGGCACCCACUAGCCACCCCGGAAUUGAGGCCGAAGAUGAGUCCGGUGAUUCCGGCUCUGAACCAGCAGAAUGUGACACCGCCAGACCUCUCGGCACACACUCACAACCUUGUCCUCGCCACAAAAUCAAACUACCAACACAUCCAAGAUGGCACGCUACCCCCAGGCGUCACGUAUCCCAGCAAAGUCACGCGGGACAAUCUAAACCAGAGACGCACUUACCACCGUCUCGCCGAGCGAAACCGGCGCGACAGGUUCAAUGCCGCAAUUAAGGAAAUGGAAGCUCUCAUUCCGGCGGAGUUUGUCGAGGAGAGAAACAAAGCAUUAGGGCUGGCCUUGGCUGCUGUUUCGAACUCGGCUGCUCCGGCUACUCCUGCUGCUCCCGCUAAGAAAGAAAAAGAAAAGGCGCCGUCUGCCGAGCAGACCAAGGCAGAUGUCAUGGAGAUUGCGGCCGAUUAUAUUAAAAUGUUAAGGGCGAGUCUUGCUGAGAAGAAUGAGCAGAUGAGCCGGCUUGGUGCUGCUGCGGAGAAUGUCUGA